Molecule: messenger RNA, 557 nt
Organism: Laccaria bicolor S238N-H82
Lineage: Eukaryota; Fungi; Basidiomycota; Agaricomycetes; Agaricales; Hydnangiaceae
Exons: 1
Coding region: 336-557 (73 amino acids)
Source: RefSeq, a predicted model, not a curated record
AGCGACUCAGUGUAUCUUCGACCACAGCUUCAUCGUACGGCACCACAUUUACUGGGCGAAAAGGACUCGAACCUUCUUGUCAAGACAACUUUCGGAGACGAGGAGAGGAUGCAUGUGUAUCAAGCAGCUUCUCAUGCUACCACCUUUGCCUCAGCAGUCAUCAGAGGACAUGAAUUCAGAGAUCUUCAAUUCCAUGCCAAACCCGACAUCGACACACCCAUCCAUCUCGCGAUUUUGGAGGGAGAGGUGGGUGCAUUUGGGGGGAGGAUGUGUAGAGGGUUGAUGUGGCCAAGAACCUAGGAAGGCGGCUGUGGUAGAGAGCAGUGCAAUGGAUAAUGAGGGUAGGACUAGACUGGGGAUUUUGCAGAUGGUUACGGAGUCCUCUGUCGCGCCCAUUCUUCCCUCAUUCUUUUGGCGAACAACUUAUUCAACGACCUUCGCUAGGAGUGUCACUGUCUAUGGAAUUAUGCACUGCAUCAUGUGCAUUGUUGGACUCAAAGGGAAAACGCACGAGCUGCUACUCAUACCCUGAGGUUGCUUCGAGGAAGGUUACAUAA